Messenger RNA from Ambispora gerdemannii, 903 nucleotides. The record is from the annotation of a GenBank genome assembly. NCBI's taxonomy places the organism in Eukaryota, Fungi, Glomeromycota, Glomeromycetes, Archaeosporales, Ambisporaceae.
AUGGAACUAAUAGCAGAAACCACUCCAUUACUUACAACCACCAGCACUGAUAAUAGUGCACCAUACGGUUCUACUAUUAUUUACAUAGAGAAUGACGGAAAACAGCAUGAGAUACCUAGUUUAAAUGAAAAUGAAAGCAACGUAAUUAAAAAUAAUCCUGAAAAAGAUGAAGAUGAAAACUACUUGUGGUAUUUAGCAUACGGAAGUAACAUGAACAGAGCAAUAUUCGUCGAAAGACGAGCAAAUCCUUACAUGGAACCCACCUACGCAAAUAUACUCCGUUUCUCCCCACCACUGCCAAUUGACGGCAGCCACCCAACAAUAACACGAGAAUACGCCUGGGAAGUGCAUCGUCGUUGUAAUACAGGUGUACUUUAUAAAAUCACUAAGAAACAAUAUCAAAUGCUUGUAAUAAGUGAAGGUGUAUGGGGAUGGGAUGAUGUUCCGCUUGGAUAUAAGGAUAUUGAUGUCGAAUGUGUGACGUAUGAUGGAGAGAAAAUUAUCGCAAGAACAUUGAUUGUGAAGCCAGAAUGUAUUUCAAGUGAUUUACAGAUUUCUGAAAGAUACCAUAACAUAUUACAAGAAGGUGCACGCGAACAUAACAUGGACGUCAACUAUCAAACAUACCUCGCCACAAAAAUUAUGCCAUACAAAAUUACAACCACCAGAAAAAAAAUUGCAAAGGCGCUAUUUCUUGUGUUGUUCUUUCCGCUUCUCUUUAUUUUAAUCGUGGUUAGUCUAAUUUCAAUGAAGACUGGUAUGCGUGUGCCUAGAUGGUUUGCUGUCUACUUAUCAUAUUUGUGGGAAGGAAUGCAUACGGUGCAUAAUAGGUUGUUUGAGCCGUAUUUUGGAAGUGGGAAUAAUACCUUGGAUGUAGAACAAUUAGAUAAGAUCAAGUCGUAG